Messenger RNA from Chanos chanos (milkfish), 1179 nucleotides. RefSeq names its product RASD family member 2b (gene rasd2b). The record is from RefSeq and is a predicted model, not a curated record. Lineage: Eukaryota; Metazoa; Chordata; Actinopteri; Gonorynchiformes; Chanidae. Bases 1 to 1179 code for a protein of 392 amino acids. Gene Ontology annotation, molecular function: GTPase activity; GTP binding; G-protein beta-subunit binding. Gene Ontology annotation, biological process: signal transduction. The transcript has 2 exons.
AUGACACUUGCUAAGGUCAAAGGCAGGGAACUAUAUCCAAAAUUUGUCGUGGAGAUGUCUCAGAAGGUCACUUUACCCGCUUUACCUGUGAUGCCGCGGGGACAGCUCCCCAUCAGUUCUUCCAAAACGCUACUGGCUUACAAGAACAAGUCACAGCACUUAAACGCGUCGGGGCACAAAGUUAAUACGGUCUCUAAAGCCGGUAUGGGAAUCCUUAAACUGGCGACAACGCAAUGGAAGCAUCAGGAGAAAAAAGCGAGAGUUAUACGUUCAUCCAGCAUAGGUAAUCAGCAUCCGUCCAGCGAGCGCAGCCCGUGUAAGAAGUCUGCCCUAGAUCAUUUAGCUUCUUUGGUGCUUAACGGACAAGCUCGGCUCCAACAGCUCAGCCAGGAGCCCCGUCAAGAGUUACCGUGCGCUGUCAAACCUCAGAACUGCCGGCGCAUCGUGGUGUUGGGCGCGCGGAGAGUCGGCAAGACCUCAAUCCUGCGACGGUUUCUGCGGGACGGCUUCGAAGAGCAUUAUGAGCCCACCUCUGAAGACUUCCAUAGAAAACUGUACCACAUUCGAGGAGAAAAGUAUCAGAUAGACAUUCUGGACGCUUCGGGAGAAAGGAGUUUCCCAGCUAAGCGCAGACUCUCCAUUUUGACAGGUGACAUAUUUCUGCUGGUGUUCAGUCUGGACGAUUACAGGUCGUUCGAGGAGGUGCGAGCGCUGCGCGCCGAAAUCUUGGCGGCUAAAACAGCCUUGCGCAAAUCCAAAGAGAAAGCGUGCGUACCCACAGUGGUCUGCGCGAACAAGGUGGACCUGCCCUCCGAGGAGAGAGCUGUGUCACAGGGAGAGAUCGUUCGAGCUUUUGGUGAAGACUGCGCAUUGUUUGAGACAUCAGCUAAAGACUGUGUCAAUCUGGAGGAGGUAUUCGAAGCGCUGGCGAAACGCGGUGGACUGCCUCUCGAAACUGGACCUUCUCAGCACCGCAAAGUUUCCAUCCGCUCCUACCAGGCACUGCGGGCGAGUCGUCCUACUGGAAGGCAGGCUAAGGAAUCCAGUUUCGAGACGCCAUGCGGGGCUCUGUAUCCUCUGGCUCGACGGCCGAGCUACAGCACGGAUCUCCGACGCGUUUUGGGUCCCAACAGCUCCGGGAAACACUGUAAGGGGCGCGAGAGGUGCCAGAUUCAGUGA